AUGGCCGACGACGAGAAGACCAAGGCCGAGAAGCUCGCGGCGGCCAAGAAGAGGGUCGAGGAGAUGAAGAAGAAGAACAAGAAGAAGGCGGGCGGCGCCGCCAAGAAGGAGAAGGAGGAGCCCAAGCCAGACGAGGCCGAGGCCACUGAGGCCGUUGCAGAGGCGGCCGACGAGAAGGAGAAGACCGAGGCCGCCGAGGAGCCCUCGGAGCAGCCGACGUCGCCCAAGCAGACGCCCUCGCAGCAGUCCAAGAUGCGCUCCGCCUCCUUCCGCGCUGGCUCCAUCUCUGGCGGAGGGCCGCUGUCGCCUUCGGCCGAGGGCGAGACAGCCGCCGACAUAUACCGCAAGCAGGUCGCCCGCAUCGAGGAUUUGGAAAAGGAGAACAAGCGACUGGCCAAGGAGGCUGCCGACUCCGAGAAGCGGUGGCAGAAGGCCGAGGACGAGCUGGGAGAGCUGAAGGAUUCAGAAGGCAAGACAGCUGGAGGAAACGACGAGGUAGAGAAGCUGCAAGCUGAAAUCGCCGCCCUCCAGCGCCAAAACACACAACUCCAGUCCGCUGCUGCCUCUCGUCGCAGUCAUGGCUCCUCGCCGUCUAUCUCCACAACAUCACCGCCCGCCGCCGAGCUCCAGGCCCAGCUGGCCUCCAAGUCAGCCACCAUCGAGAACAUGGAGCUCGAGCUCUCGCGCCUGCGCGCCCAAGCCGAACGUCGCGCCAGCGAGGGUGGCAGUGACAAGGAGCAGAUCAACGCCCUCGAGGAGAAGCUCGCCCGCGCCGAGCAGGCCGCCACUAAAUCGACCCGCGAGCUGCAGGACCUGAAGCGCAACCUCGAGCGCACCACCGAGAAGGCCGUCAAAGAAGGCAGCAGCCGCACCAGCGCCGAGACCAAGGUCCGGUCUCUGGAGCAGGAGCUCGAGACGCUCAAGUCCGAGAAGGAGGAGCUCCAGAAGAAGCACGAAGCCCUGGAGAAGAAGGUCGCCGCCCUAGGCAAUCUGCACAAGGAGAACGACUCGCGGACGCAGGCGCUUCGGCGCGAGAAGGAGGCGGCCGAGAAGGAGGUCCUCGAGUCCAAGAACAAAAUCGAGCGCAUCGAGGCCGAGAACGCCCGGCUGCGCAAGAAGGACGCCGCCGAGGGCGGCGGUGACGACGACGACGUGGACGCGCUCGAAGACGAGGGCCGCGCCCGCCUCGAGAAGAAGGUCCGCGACCUCGAGGCCGAGAUCUACGAUCUGCGCCGCGGCAUCUGGCACCAGCGCCGCCGGGACAUGGAGGCCGGCGCCGAGGACGAGACGAGCGCCAGCCCCGGCGGCGGCUUCACCAACAUCGACCUCUCGGGCCCGCUGUCCCCGAGCUCGGCCCGCAAGCAGUCCCAGCAGCAGAAGGGCUUUGGCGACUACUUCGCCUCGGGCCUCAACGCGCUGACGGGAGCUGCCCAGCCGCAGACGCAGGGCCCGCAUGCCCACGCCCAUGAGGACGACGGGCUCCUCGAGGACGACGACAUGGACUUUGACGAGGACGCAUUCCGCCGCGCGCAGGAGGAGGAUGCCAAGCGGCGCAUCGAGCGCAUCAAGGAGAUCAAGCGCGGCCUCAAGAACUGGGAGGGCUGGAGGCUGGACCUCGUCGACUCCCGGCGCGGCGGCGGGUACGGCGUCGGCGAGGUGUUCGAUAUUUGA
Molecule: messenger RNA, 1671 nt
Organism: Neoarthrinium moseri
Lineage: Eukaryota; Fungi; Ascomycota; Sordariomycetes; Amphisphaeriales; Apiosporaceae
Exons: 3
Coding region: 1-1671 (556 amino acids)
Source: RefSeq, a predicted model, not a curated record